Molecule: messenger RNA, 1637 nt
Organism: Cuscuta campestris
Lineage: Eukaryota; Viridiplantae; Streptophyta; Magnoliopsida; Solanales; Convolvulaceae
Source: the annotation of a GenBank genome assembly
ACUAGGCCACAAAUUGUACACAUCAUCACCAAAUACACCACACACAAAUUUCAUUUAAAAAUAAAGAGGGAAAAGAGCCAAAAUUUGACAUUCUUUCCCCCCAAUUUUUCCCCUAAGUACACCCUCUUCAAUGCCCAUAUAAAUAAGUUGUGUGCAUUGAAGAGGGGUAUUUAAUUCUAACCCAAAAUGGAUUACAUAUCUUCAAAUCCAUCUUCAUCCACACUUCAUGUAUUUGAUCUCAAUCUGCCCCCGGCUGCCCAUGAGUUCGAUCUCAACGAAGAUCCGACGCCGGCUUCACGUGGAGACGAUCCAUCUUUUGACGCCGAUGUUCCCACCCUUAGCAUUCGGGCUACUGCGUCAUUCAGUGAUAUGGGACGUUUAGCCGAGGUUGUUUCCCCACGGACACCUCGGACAAACACAUCGACUUCUCGUGGAGUGCAUACCGGGCAGCCCGAAGAACCUGUGCACGAAAACGAAGAGGAACAGCAGGAGAACAACACGACGCACAGACUAUCUGAUACUCAAAAGAAACGCAUAGUUGAAAUGCUAAUGGGAAAAGCCAAAGAAGACUGUAAACUUCAGCGGGGGGUCAUUAAAGAAGUAGCAGCGAAGUUCAACACUAACAGAUGGGCCGUUCACACCUUAUGGACCAAAGCAAAACAACAAUUUAAUGCAGGCUUACCCAUUAAUGUGGCACCACAAAUGAGGGGGCGUGUGGGCAAAAAAAGAGUCACGUGUGACUUAGGAAAACUGGUUGAAGUUCAUUUUCAUAAAAGGAAAAACAUUCGUGCAGUUGCAUACCAACUAAAUGUAUCAAAAAGCACAGUGCACAGGCUACUCAAAGAAAAGCAGAUUCGACGUCACACGAAUGCAAUCAAGCCUUCGCUGACAGACAGUGGUAAGGAAGGAGCAAAGAGGAGUAGUAAAAACAGGCCUGCAGGUACUUUAGAAACAAAGCCCAUUCCAAUUGUUAACAGAGAUGUGAUGAAGCAAAUGAUGCUGAAUCAGGUCAUACCUGCCUUUAAGGCCAAAUGGCCUAAGACAAGGGCAAAGAUUGUCAUCAUACAACAAGAUAAUGCCAAACCUCAUGUACACCCUGAUGAUCCAGACAGAGUCCUUAGCUGUCAAAAAGAUGGGUGGAACAUUUCUAUAAAGUGCCAACCUCCUAACAGCCCUGAUCUGAAUGUACUAGACUUGGGAUUCUUUGCAUCCAUAGACAGUCUCAAAAACCAAAAAGCCCCAAGGAACAUAAAUGAACUGAUCAAUGCAGUGCAGAGUGCAUUUGAGGAGUUAACCCCUCAAAAAUUGAAUAAGGUCUUCUUGACCUUACAAUGUGUGAUGGAACAGAUUCUAGCGCAAAAAGGAGGAAACAACUAAUAUUCAAGUCAGUAUGGAAGUGGUGGAGGCAGCCAAGAAGUUCUUAGCAGAACAGGGGCCUAGUAACAAUUGACUUAGAAAUACAAUCUAAGUUCUUUGUUUUAAUUUUUUGCUUUUUGGAGGGACUUGUACUAAUAUUUGGAGUGGGGGUAGUUCAAGCUGACUUGUAUUUAGUACAAAGGGUACUUUUUUGAUUUUUGUAGGGGACAAGUUUUGUAAGUGCUCCUGAAUUAUGUAUUCAAUGAAUGUAUAAGUAUAUU